Messenger RNA from Prosopis cineraria, 1331 nucleotides. RefSeq names its product transcription factor bHLH106-like. Gene Ontology annotation, biological process: regulation of DNA-templated transcription. The record is from RefSeq and is a predicted model, not a curated record. Lineage: Eukaryota; Viridiplantae; Streptophyta; Magnoliopsida; Fabales; Fabaceae. Bases 179 to 895 code for a protein of 238 amino acids. Gene Ontology annotation, molecular function: protein dimerization activity; DNA-binding transcription factor activity. The transcript is spliced from 2 exons.
GUAUCACCACCACAAGAACUCCCUCUCUGCCCCUCUUUCUCUCUCUUUCACACACACACACAACCCAGAGAUUAUUUAGGUUGGAGGCCUGAAGGAAUAAUAUAGAUACAGAAGUUUAAUUAGGCUUAUUAGAUCAAAACGGCUAGCUAGAUAGCUAGCUAUCCUCAUCGUCAUCGGCAUGCAGCAGCAGAUGGAGAACUCCGAGCUCUACCAAUUCCUCGCCGGCAACGGCGCUUCCUUCUUUACUCCCACGUCGUACGGCCUGCCCCCUGCCGCCGCCUCCACAAUGCACAGUUUCUGCAGUUCCUCUUAUUAUCCCCUGGAUUCUUCUGAAAUCACGGACACACCCCAGCAAGACAGAGCCCUCGCCGCUUUGAAGAAUCACAAGGAGGCUGAGAAGCGCAGGAGAGAGAGGAUAAAUUCCCACCUCGAUAAGCUUCGCACCCUUCUUCCCUGUAAUUCCAAGACUGACAAGGCCUCGCUUCUAGCCAAGGUUGUCCAGCGAGUGAGAGAGCUGAAACAGCAAACUUCACAGAUCACCGAACUCGAAACCAUUCCUUCAGAGACAGACGAAAUCACCGUCCUGUCUACCAGCGGCGACUACGCCGGAGACGGCAGGCUCAUAUUCAAAGCCUCCCUAUGCUGCGAAGAUCGCUCCGACCUCAUACCUGAUCUCAUCGAAAUCCUAAAGUCGCUGCAUCUAAAAACCCUCAAGGCAGAAAUGGCAACACUGGGAGGAAGAACCCGCAACGUUCUUAUUGUGGCCGCCGAUGAUGACCACAGUAUCGAAUCCAUCCACUUCCUCCAGAACGCAUUGAAAUCAUUGCUUGAACGCUCCAAUUCAAGCGAAAGAUCCAAACGGCGUCGUGUACUGGACCGCAAAUUGAUUGUCUGAGUAAAUAGAGAGAGUUCAUUAACCUGCAGGCCUAGUCGUUUUAAAUUUUCUUAGCACUGGUAUUAUCGGGAUGGUAGUUAACUCGUCGUGAGUUAAUUUGUGGGGUUUUACUAUUUUAGUUGUCAGGUCGUUUGUUUAGAGAAAAGCAAGAUAUAUAAUUGAGAUAAUUAUGUGAUAGGCUGGAGAGCUGUGAUUAGGGUUUAUAUAAGUGGUGUUGGGAAUCUUUGCAUGUGAACUGAAUGUUGCAUGUAAGUAGGAAAAACCGGAGGGGAGGAGAAUCUGACUCAUAGAUGAAGAAGAAAGGGACAUUAUAUUGUAGUGUACUGUGGGUGAUGUGAAACUGGUGACAACGAAGGGAGGGGUCUGUAGUAUCUGUAAAAGCAAUGCUUCUGUGAGUUUCCAAGCUAUAGAAAAUGGCAUAUUCGUUUCUCUCUCA